AUGCAACACAAUCAUCACAACGAAUUCGAACCAGAAUACGAUGAGAUCUUCGGCCCAGCCAAAAUACCCACUUCCUCUAAUGGUCAAGGACUUAUAACCUCACGUUCCACACAGAGGUGGGAUCUGGACAGUUUAACCAAAUCAUCUGGAAAUCUUAUAACCAAAGCUUCAGAUAUAGGUAUGAAAGCUUUGAUAUUAGGUACGGAAUACGCUACGAGAGCUUCCAGAUCCCAUUUAUUUAGAUCAGCUACUACCGUGCUAAAUGAUACUUAUUCAUCACUUUUUAACGGUAGUCCUACGGAUCCUAGCGAUGGUGUGUUCACAUCACCGUAUAUGGAAGGAAGGGAAAUACCAAUAACAUUUGAUGAUCGGACUAUUGAUUUGCUUUAUCCAGAUACCAAUAAAAUCUCAAAACUUAGAAGACCAUAUGAUCCAAUUACGAAUACCUUCACAGACUCGGAUAUGGUUGAUGAGAAGGUGGGUGAAUGGAUGAUAUAUAAACUUGAUCCAUCACGAUAUAAAUAUACCAAACGAUCUGAGAGAUUCAAGUAUCAAUUGGUGGCUUUACCUAGAAUCGUGAUUUACUCGGACUGUUCAUGUGGGAAGGAAAGUUUACUUAGAAGCUUGAAUGAUACGGCUGGAGAAAGAGAUGAAGAAGCUAAAGAGUAUUUGAGGGGAGAUAGAUGGUAUUGGUCCAUGGAGACUGGAGAGGGGAAAUACAAGCUAGCAAGGAUGAAACAUACUUUGGAUGAAUUGACAAGUCGAAACAGAAGGAAGGAUGAUGGAUUUGAGGUUGCAUAUGUCCAAAAUGAUCAAGAGCAAGUACAAGGGUUUUUGAAUACGCUUGAAAAAGCGAAGAUGAAAUCAACGACUCGAUCGAUUUCACAUGAUAAUAGGAUAGAAAAUCCUACAGCAGAGAAGACGAAGGAUAAAUCUAGUUCGCCGUUCUCACCUAGAGCUAGUAGGUUUCUGGCUGGGGAGAAAGAGGGCGAGUUGAUUGAUUGA
This is a messenger RNA of Kwoniella mangroviensis CBS 8507, 1005 nucleotides long. RefSeq lists its product as uncharacterized. NCBI's taxonomy places the organism in Eukaryota, Fungi, Basidiomycota, Tremellomycetes, Tremellales, Cryptococcaceae. Bases 1 to 1005 code for a protein of 334 amino acids. The record is from RefSeq and is a predicted model, not a curated record. The transcript has a single exon.